AUGAGGGCUGCGUUGCUGUUGCUGCUGUUAGUCACUCUCAUCGCCAUUAAAUCUGUAGAUGGAGGGAAAAACAAGAAAGAGAAAAACAAACCCUCCCAGCCCAGGUCAGAAUGCACUGACUGGCGCUAUGGAAACUGUGUCCCUAGCAACGGGGAAUGUGGGCCAGGGUUUAGAGAGGGGUCAUGUGACCAGCAGACCAGGAAGAUGAAAUGUAAAGUACCAUGCAACUGGAGAAAAGACUUUGGAGCUGACUGCAAGUAUCGCUUUGGCAAUUGGGGAGAGUGUGAUCCAACCUCUAGCUUGCGGACCAGAACAGGGACAUUGAAGAGGGUUCUGUUUCAUGCAGAGUGUCAACAGACUAUUUCUGUCUCCAAACCCUGCCUCGGAAAAACCAAGACAAAAAACAAAGGAAGGAAGAGAAAAGGCAAAGGGAAGUAGAAUACAGGCUGAAGAGAGCAGUCUCCGGUGACAUAGAAGAGUGUUAAAAGUCAAAGAAGAAAUAGAAUUAAAACGAUUGCCUGAACCA
Molecule: messenger RNA, 526 nt
Organism: Thunnus maccoyii (southern bluefin tuna)
Lineage: Eukaryota; Metazoa; Chordata; Actinopteri; Scombriformes; Scombridae
Gene: mdka
Product: midkine a
Exons: 4
Coding region: 1-438 (145 amino acids)
Molecular function (GO): growth factor activity
Source: RefSeq, a predicted model, not a curated record